Messenger RNA from Zea mays, 1307 nucleotides. RefSeq lists its product as uncharacterized. Lineage: Eukaryota; Viridiplantae; Streptophyta; Magnoliopsida; Poales; Poaceae. Bases 133 to 1026 code for a protein of 297 amino acids. The transcript has a single exon. The record is from RefSeq and is a predicted model, not a curated record.
UAAAUACGUCUCUCACCUCCUUUCUUCUACCUGCAGUCAUUCAUUCCAAGAGCACGCCAUUCCUGAAAGACAAGGCCAAGAUUGUCGCCGGCAGUUGCCAAGACGAGAGGGGGGAAAAACAGGGCGAGAUCGAUGACUAUGAGCAGUGGGCAGUCGUCGCCGAUGGAGUCAAGCAGUAGAGCAUGUCCACAUAGCGACGCCCCGGCGGUGUGCUCCAAUAAGCUGUGCCGCGGGAUGAAAGCCGUCUACCUCGUCCUCGUCAAGAAGCACCAGCCGAAGCUCGCCGCGCUCGGAGUCCACCUGCACCACCUCCUCUCCAGAAGCAAGCGCCGCAGCAGCCUCGCCGCGCGGGAGCAGAACCCGGCGCUGAUGUCCCUGUCGUCGUCGCUGUCGUGCCGGUCCAUGGACCCCGCCGCCGCGGUGGUGCACCCGUACCCGCGCAGCCAGGGCCACCGCCGCCGCGGGUCGUUGUCGAGGCACGCGGCCCCGUCGCUGUCGUGCCGGUCCAUGGACCCCGCGGCCGCCGUGUGCAAGUACCAGUACCGUCCCCGCGAGGUGGAGUUCAGCUGCAAGAGCACGCCAAUGCAUAGGCGCCGGCGCGAGGAUAAGCGGCGUCUGCGCCUGCAGAGCCGCGCCGCCGAGCAGGGACGCGACCGCCCGUCGUCGGAGCCGGAGUACUACGGCUCGGCCGCGGCGGUGACAAGGCUGUUCGCGCUCAUGGACGUCGAGGAGGUCGCCGAGGCGGCGGACGGCGGCUACGACGGCAGCGGCGAUCUGGACCUGGACCUGGAUGACGCCGCGGUGGCGGCGUGGUCGGCGCCGCGUCAGGUGCGGAUCACGGACUCGCCAUACCUGCCGAGGGAGGAGGACAACGAGGAGAGGAGCGCCGUGGACAGGCGCGCCGACGAGUUCAUCAUGUGGUUCCACGAGCAGCUGCGGACACAGCAGCAGCAGCAGCUCAGCACGGUGCGCAACUGGGGGUCAGAUAAGGUGGUGGUGCAGAAGCAGCAGACCGACUGGCCCUAGUAGUCUUGUGAUUUUGUGAAUAGUUAGUUCAUGCAUGCAUCAAUCGCAUGCAUUACGUAUUAGAUAAAGGGUGCAUCACUUUAUUUGGACUUUGGAGACGCAUGGAUCGAUCGAUGCGCAGCGCACUCAUGAAACAUUCUCAUACGGUACGUACGUAGUUCUACUUUUAUUUUGACAGUUUUUUUUAUGUAUUUGAGUUGCAGUGCUUCGUUUUUGUCGCCUUGAAGUUGAAGGAUUGAACACGACACUCCCUGAACUUGUUUGUCAUAUCUUUCAGUUUC